CGCACCGCGGCUCCAGAGCACCGCCCGGCCGGGAGUUACACCUCCCUGCCGGCGGGCAGAGGAAAGUUCGCGCUGCCAAAGAAGUACGAAGAGCCGGGAGGGUCAAUCUGCGCCGGAGUUCAGGCUGUGGGCCAAAAGCCCCGGCUAUAAAGCCGUCAAAGUUGCCUCCUCCUCGCGGGUGGGAAGGACAAACUAACAGGGCGGAGAAGCUGCCCAGAGGCUGGGUGCUGUCGCACUGCACCGAUUCCUCGGGCCCCGAGCCGGCGCCAUGUGGAAUUUGCUGCUGCUGCUGCUGCUGACUGUGCUCGUGUUGGCGAUCCUUGGCACAGUUUACGUAGGACUCUUUGCAGAGAGCUCCCCGAACCCCUUUUCCGAGGAUGUCAAGCGGCCACCUGCCCCCCUGGUGACCGACAAGGAAGCCAGGAAGAAGAUUCUCAAACAAGCUUUUUCAGCCAGCCGGGUGCCAGAGAAACUGGAUGUGGUGGUGAUUGGCAGUGGUUUUGGGGGCCUGGCAGCAGCUGCAAUUCUUGCUAAAGCUGGCAAGAGAGUUCUGGUGCUAGAGCAACACACCAAGGCAGGAGGCUGUUGUCAUACCUUCGGAAAGGAUGGCCUUGAAUUUGACACAGGGAUCCAUUAUAUUGGGCGCAUGGAGGAGGGCAGCAUUGGUCGUUUCAUCUUGGACCAGAUCACUGAGGGGCAGUUGGACUGGGCUGCCUUGUCCUCUCCCUUUGACGUCAUGGUUUUAGAAGGACCCAGUGGCCGCAAGGAGUUCCCCAUGUACAAAGGGGAGAAAGCCUACAUUAAAGGCCUCAAGGACAAGUUUCCCCAAGAAGCAGCUGCCAUCGACAAGUAUAUAAAGUUGGUUAAGGUGGUAUCCAGAGGGUACUUUCAUGCCAUCUUGUUGAAGAUCGUCCCGUUGUUUGUGGCUCAGCUUCUCAACAAGUCUGGUGUGCUCAGCCAUCUCUCUCCCUUCCUUCGAGCAUCCACACAGAGCCUGGCUGAGGUCUUGCGCCAGCUGCCGGCCUCCCAGGAGCUGCGGGCCGUGCUCAGCUACAUCUUCCCCACUUACGGUGUGCCCCCCAAUGAUGCUUCUUUUUCCAUGCACUCCCUGCUGGUUGACCACUACCUGAAAGGGGCCUUUUACCCCAGAGGGGGGUCCAGUGAAAUCGCCUUCCACACCAUCCCAGUGAUUCAGCGAGCUGGUGGUGCCGUCCUGACAAGGGCCACUGUGCAGCGGGUGUUGCUGGACUCAGCUGGGAAAGCGUGUGGGGUCAGUGUGAAGAAGGGUCAGGAGCUGGUGAACAUCUACAGCCCCAUCGUGAUCUCCGACGCAGGCCUGUUUAAUACCUAUGAGUGCUUGUUGCCAGAGAGCGCCCGCUCCCUGCCAGGUGUGAAGCAGCAGCUGGGGAUGGUGCGACCAGGCCUGAGCAUGCUGUCUGUUUUCAUCUGCCUGCGGGGCACCAAGAAGGACUUGGGUCUGCAAUCUACCAACUUCUAUGUUUAUUUUGACACAGACAUGGACAAGGCGAUGAAGCGUUACCUCUCGAUGCCCAGGGACAAGGCUGCGGCACACAUCCCCUUUCUCUUCGUUUCUUCCUCAUCAGCCAAGGACCCAACGUGGGAGGACCGAUUUCCAGGGCGGUCCACGAUGAUCGUGCUGGUGCCUACUUCCUAUGCAUGGUUUGAGGAGUGGCGGGAUGAGCCAAAGGGAAAGCGAAGCAGUGGCUAUGAGGCCCUCAAAAACUCCUUUGUUGAAGCUGCUCUGUCAGCUGUCAUGAGGCUGUUCCCGCAGCUGGAGGGAAAGGUGGACAGUGUGACUGGAGGAUCUCCACUGACCAACCAGGUCUAUCUGGCUGCUCCCCGUGGUGCCUGCUAUGGGGCUGACCAUGACCUGGGCCGCAUGCAUCCUCGUGUGAUGGCCUCCAUGAGGGCACAAAGCCCCAUCCCCAACCUCUACCUGACAGGCCAGGAUAUCUGCACCUGUGGGCUGAUGGGAGCCCUGCAGGGCGCACUGCUGUGCAGCAGUGCCAUCCUGAAGCGGAACUUGUACUCAGAUCUUAAGAAGCUUGGCUCAAGGAUCCAGGUGCAGAAGAAGAAGAAUUAGUUCAGUCAGGGAUGAGCCAGAAGAUUUUGACCAGUGCUUUGACUUACCCAUAAUGUCUUUCUACAUUAGUGCCUUGCUCAUAUAAAGCACCUGUAAUUUGGUUUUAAUUUCCAAAUAGUGGCCUUAUACUCUAGUCUAAUAUACAUCACUGUUCUUAGACUGAAGCUCUUCCACCUGGUGAAGGUGACAUGCUACCCCCACUGAAAAGGCCCAGGGCAGGCUACUGAUUUAGAUCGCCUCCAGGUCUCAGCAGGCAGUGCGCUGCAUCCCACAGCCACACCUCCUUACUCUGAACAAGUGCCAGCUGGACAGACCCUUAAAAGCGCCGGUGGAGCUGAAGCAGAUUGGCCCAGUUGUCCUGAGAUGUCUCUCAUUUACUCUUGGGCUGCGUUAAAGGAGUUCUACAUAGUUGAGGAGAAAGGGUCCCCAGUGAGGUUUCAGUCAGAAUGUGGGGAUGAUUUUGGUGUGAGGUGCCAAGGCCUUCAGAUCCUGCUUUUGCUGAUUUCAGGGGUUGCUCCAGAGGCUGGAAUCAUGCCUGACAGGCUUGUGGUUGUAGGGGCAAUGGCAAGCUAUGUUAGUGAGGUGUGUAUAAAGGGCCAGCUCACACACAGCCAGGCCCUAGGCUCAUCUUCUUUGUGAUCAGAGUGGCACUGGGAUCUCAGCACCCCAGCACCAGAACACAUCCACAACACAUGGGGGAGCGUGAUACUAGCAGUGUGGGCACAGGACUGGAAAGAGGACUGCAGUUAAGGCAGCUGAAAGAGCAUCUCAGACCUCAGGUAUAGCGAAGAUAUGUACAGGGAGACAACCAAAACCCAGCUGCCGGGGCCCUCCCUGGUGGCGCAGCAGGUUAAAGCACAGCACUGAGAAUCUAAAGCUGCUUCCGCAUGAGUUCU
Messenger RNA from Condylura cristata (star-nosed mole), 3000 nucleotides. It is a transcript of the gene RETSAT, whose product is annotated as retinol saturase (all-trans-retinol 13,14-reductase). The record is from RefSeq and is a predicted model, not a curated record. The transcript is spliced from 11 exons. The coding region runs from base 269 to 2104 and encodes 611 amino acids. Lineage: Eukaryota; Metazoa; Chordata; Mammalia; Eulipotyphla; Talpidae.